Molecule: messenger RNA, 987 nt
Organism: Lodderomyces orthopsilosis Co 90-125
Lineage: Eukaryota; Fungi; Ascomycota; Pichiomycetes; Serinales; Debaryomycetaceae
Gene: RPN8
Product: proteasome regulatory particle lid subunit
Exons: 1
Coding region: 1-987 (328 amino acids)
Biological process (GO): proteasome-mediated ubiquitin-dependent protein catabolic process
Cellular component (GO): proteasome complex; proteasome regulatory particle
Molecular function (GO): protein binding; metallopeptidase activity
Source: RefSeq, a predicted model, not a curated record
AUGUCAGCUGCAGCAGCCAGUACUAAUGAAUUGAACUUCUUAAAGAAGACAGCCACUGUAUCACCAUUGGUUUUAUUAUCAGUUGUUGAUCAUUUCAAUAGAGUAUCCAAAGAUAGUAAGAAAAGAGUUGUUGGAGUAAUAUUAGGAGAUAACUCAACCGAUACCAUCAAAGUUACAAACUCAUAUGCCAUUCCAUUUGAAGAAGAUGAAAAAAACCCUGGUGUUUGGUUCUUGGAUCACAACUAUAUCGACUCAAUGGGUGAAAUGUUUAAGAAAAUUAAUGCUAAAGAGAAAUUAAUUGGAUGGUAUCAUUCAGGUCCUAAAUUAAGAGCAUCCGACUUGAAAAUCAAUGAUCUUUUCAGAAGGUAUACUCCUAACCCUUUACUUUUGAUUGUUGAUGUUCAUGCACAAGGUGUUGGUAUCCCCACUGAUGCUUAUUUUGCUGUUGAUGAUAUCAAGAAUGAUGGUUCAGCUGCAGAAAAGACAUUCAUUCAUGUUCCUUCAUUGAUAGAAGCUGAAGAGGCCGAAGAAAUUGGAGUAGAACACUUGUUGAGAGAUAUCAGGGAUCAAGCCGCUGGAAAUUUAUCAUUGAGAGUUACCCAAACAUAUCAAUCAUUAUUGGGAUUACAUCAAAAAUUAAGAGAUAUUGCUACAUAUUUGGAGAAAGUUUAUAAUAAGAACUUACCAAUUAAUCAUACUAUUUUGGGAAAACUUCAAAAUGUGUUCAACUUACUACCUAAUUUAGUACAACCGGCAGGAAGUUCAACAACUGGUGAAGAUGCCGCUUCUGGAAGCGAAUUAGCUACUGCUUUUACUGUAAAGACAAAUGAUGAACUAAUGAUUAUAUACAUUAGUACAUUGGUGAGAGCUAUUAUAGCAUUCCAUGAUUUGAUUGAGAAUAAAUUGGAAAAUAAGAAGUUGAAUGAGAAAAAGGCACUAGAAGCAGAAUCGUUAGUUGAGGAUAGAAGUGCCAUUACAUCAGAGUAA